Seminavis robusta is the source of this 492-nucleotide messenger RNA. The record is from the annotation of a GenBank genome assembly. NCBI's taxonomy places the organism in Eukaryota, Bacillariophyta, Bacillariophyceae, Naviculales, Naviculaceae.
AUGGGCAGCAUCAGCACCGGCACCGCUAAUAACAUGUCUUUUGGAGACUUCUUGAAACACGAUGAAGUUUGGAUUCAACAGAUUCUGCCAUUUCUUGGACUGGGCCAUUAUGCUUUUAUUGGACCAGUCAACAAGAAGAUGAAUAGACUCUACAAAGAAUAUUGGAGCCACAAGGGGCGCCCAGCAGGAAGCACAGGCACACUUUACAGCGCCGCAUUCGCCACUGUGUCCUGUGCUGAAUAUUGGCUCAGGGACAGUUCCAGCAAUAAGGAACCAAGACCUCCUCAUGUUUUGAAGGCUAUUGCCAAGGCUGGAAACCUUGUGGUCAUUCAAUGGGCAUGGCAACAUGGUUUCCCAUGUGAUGAGGAUACAUUUGAAGCAGCUGCUGGAAAUGGACACUUGGAAGUUCUCCAAUGGUUGUGUGACAAUGGUUGCCCAUGUUACCAAUGGACAUGUAGAGCAGCUGCCCUAAAUGGACAUCUGGAACUCUAA